This is a messenger RNA of Oreochromis niloticus (Nile tilapia), 4578 nucleotides long. Its product is annotated as protein phosphatase 1B. Gene Ontology annotation, molecular function: magnesium ion binding; manganese ion binding; protein serine/threonine phosphatase activity. NCBI's taxonomy places the organism in Eukaryota, Metazoa, Chordata, Actinopteri, Cichliformes, Cichlidae. The record is from RefSeq and is a predicted model, not a curated record. Gene Ontology annotation, biological process: protein dephosphorylation.
CAAAAAUAACACCUCCUCUUGUUCAGCACCCAAAGUCGAAGGAUAGCUCUGGCCUUUCAAUGGAAGAAAGUGCUAGAUUUGUCAGUGUUGUAUAAUAUAACCAAUUCUCAGUGUCCAUGUUUGUUUGGGAACGAUCGGAAUUGUCUACAUUUACUGUGAGGGACACAAUUGGCGUCAAACAUGCGUAAAAACCAACGCUAUCCAAGCAGGGAACCACCGAGAAAGGAAUUAUCGCCGCUCAUCUGAGGCCAAUCUCCAUUAUUUUUGUCAAAUAAGGAAACAUAACACAGCUAGCAAGCUAACGUUAGCUCCGCAGAUAGCUAGACGAGUCUUCACACAAAAAGCUGAGAUUUUAGCAGAUAAUCAGGAUUGGAUCUACAAUCGCACAGCAGCAGGAAAACCUAUAGGCAGCAAUGGGUGCAUUCCUGGACAAGCCGAAGACGGAGAAACACAGUGCCCACGGUGAGGGCAAUGGGCUGCGUUACGGCCUGAGCUCCAUGCAAGGCUGGAGGGUGGAAAUGGAGGACGCCCACACAGCUGUGGUGGGCCUUCCCCAUGGACUCACCGACUGGUCUUUCUUUGCUGUCUACGAUGGCCACGCUGGCUCCCGGGUGGCCAACUACUGUUCUGGUCACCUGCUGGAGCACAUCUUGUCAGGAGGGGCUGAAUUUGCUUCAGGACCCAGCUCCGUGGAAGGCGUGAAAGACGGCAUCCGCUCUGGCUUCCUGAACAUUGACGAGUAUAUGCGCAGCUUCUCUGACCUGCGGCAGGGCCUGGACCGCAGCGGAUCAACAGCAGUAUGCGUGUUGCUCAGCCCGACCCACCUCUACUUCAUUAACUGCGGUGACUCACGGGCUGUGCUUAGUCGAGACAGCAAGGUGGGCUUCUCCACCCAAGACCACAAGCCCUGCAACCCACGUGAAAAAGAGCGCAUCCAGAAUGCUGGCGGCUCAGUCAUGAUCCAGAGGGUAAACGGUUCCCUGGCUGUGUCCCGGGCUCUGGGGGACUACGACUACAAAUGUGUGGAUGGUAAGGGCCCCACGGAGCAGCUGGUGAGCCCCGAGCCAGAGGUAUGUGUGUUGGAGCGGGUAGCCGAAGGAGACGAGUUUAUAGUCCUGGCGUGCGAUGGGAUCUGGGAUGUCAUGUCCAACGAGGAGCUGUGUGAGUUUGUCCACUCACGACUUCUGGUGUGUGACGACCUUGAAAAGGUCUGUAACUCAGUGGUGGACACCUGCUUGCAUAAGGGGAGCAGGGACAAUAUGAGUGUGGUGCUGGUGUGUUUCUCCGCGGCUCCCAAGAUCUCAGAGGAGGCUGUGAAGAAGGAAGAGGAAUUGGAUAAAUACUUGGAAACCCGUGUUGAGGAGCUUAUGGGAAACUGUGGAGAGGCUGGAGUCCCUGACCUGGUAUCUGUCCUAAGGAGCAUUGCCUCAGAGAACAUCCCCAACCUUCCCCCUGGUGGAGGCCUGGCCAGCAAGCGGAGUGUGAUCGAGGCGGUGUACAAUAGGCUGAACCCUCACAGAGAAGAAGAAGGGGCCUGUGCGGGGGGAGAGGAGGAGGAGGAGAGUGAGGAGGGAGGUGGCAGCACGGCAGCUCAUCUGCUGGAGGCUCUUCGGCAGUUCCGCAUGCACCACCGGGAGUACCGCUCGGUGUUGGAGGAGUCCCUGGCUACCUACCAUCUGCGGGGGGAGAGCGCUAUUGAGAGAGCAGGGGAGAGAAGGAGGACGACCGACGACUGUGACAACCAGGACGAACCCGCCUCCCCUCCCUCUCCCCCUUCGCCCCCGCCCUCACCCGCCAUUGCAGAGCUGGAGGCCAGCCAAGACGAGCCCAUCCCAAAGUCUGAUCCCUCUUCUGACUGACCACCUGCCUGUAUACCCACCCACCCUCUCAUCCAUCCUAUCCCAGAGCUCUAGUGAGAUGUGCUAUGACCUCUCCUCCUCUGUCCUUCAUCGCAGAACUUGAAUGGCCACAUCGGCCACGUCCAGCUUUGUAUUUGAAUAAUUCAUUAGGAACAACAAAAGGGCUUUUCUGUCCAUUCAAGUUCUGUAUCUGAGACAUACAUAUAUAUAUAUAUAUAUAUAUACACACCUUAGAUGUGGACUCUUUGAUUUUUCUUCCUUUUUGUUUCUUCUGACCACUUUGGCUUGGAUUCCCAAACUUGAACUUGAUCACAGAAGCAGAUUGUUUCCCAUGAAAAUUAGUUAAUAAAAAUAUAACAAGCAAAAGUGGCUAGUGAAGCCAAAGUGAACAUUGCACUCUAUGGCCGACAUUUAUCAGUAUUUGCUUCUGGCUGACCCCACCCUCAACCCCACCCUUAAGCCUCAUCCCCACACUCAAGCCUCACCCCCCCACACCUUCAUACAGUGGAGGAACUGACAAAGAAAACACGAGGAGACAUUCUGAACUGCAGCUGUGCAACGUUUUGCACUGUCUCCAGGCCUACUCCAUCUACAGACUCAGAACACACUCUUCUUGUGUUUUUGUAUGUGUGUUUAUGUGUGCGUGUCUGCAUGAGUUUGACUGACCGAGCAAAAGCCCAGUAAUCACUACUGAAAUGUGUGUUUCUGAUUGCUUGCAUUACUUGACAGUUACACAGUCCAUCAGCUGCUCAGCGAUGGUAGGUUGUUCAAACCAGUCUGGGUGCAAAUUAAAUCUUUGCAGCUUCCACAUGAUUACAUAAAAAAAUAAUAAAUUGCUUGAUACUGUUAUUGGUGGGGUAGAGUGCGGUGGGGGUGUAAAUGUUCAGACUCAGGCUCUUUGAAUACUAGAAAGCAAAGCUAUAUAGUGGAUAAAAUUUUGAUGCCAGAGCGACAAUUAUAGUUCUCCCUAAAAGUCUUUAGUCAUGCACUGAGGUUUUUUUGUUUUUGUUUGUUUUGUUUUGUUUUCACAGCAACAUGCGCAUAGCUACAUUAUCUUAAAAUGCUAAGCACUACAUUGUACAAUGGUGACCUACAUUUGUACUAACAGCUGUUUGAUUGGAUGGCGUGUUCACAGCUUAGCACUAGUAUUUCAAACUGGAAACAUGGGCCUUACUAACAGAACGUUAGCAUUAAUUAAUUAGUAUAACCUGUGGACCCAUAGACUGUAUAUAAAAGAUGGACGUAGUUCCAGGUCUGGAAAGUAAAGUAUGUAGAAGUGCCAUAAACCUGGAUUCCUUCUAAUUCCCAGCAGGGGAGAGCAUUCCAAAAAAAUUUCCUGUUCUAUACAUUUGAAAAUGCACUCCUGCUUAUUGCUAUAUGACUCCGUGGAGGCUUUAUGGUCUCAGUUUGUAGUUUCAAAUUAUAUGUAAAACAAAAUUAUGCUCAUUUUGUAAGUUUUGGUCCCAAUUAGGGUAAAAAAUGUGGAUAAACCAGCCUAUGCUUUACGGUGGGUCUAGCUUCUCGCUGCUGUAAUCCAGUUUGAAUACAAAAAAAGUAAAAAUUCUCACUAACCAACGGGCGAGAUAAUGGUGGCUCCCACUAUCUUUUGUUUACAGUCUAUGUUGCAAACCUAUUGUUGGCAGUUUUACCAAAGCUGCUAUUCUGACAAAGUGCAUCGAUCAGUGAAAGGCAAACUGUAAAAACUGGUAACUGCUGAUAAGAUUAGGACGUGGGGGACAUUGGGACUCCUCUGCUUUGAUUACAUCAGUUCUGUCAGUCUAAAGGUAGCACUCCAUGUGGGAUGGCGACCACAAGUAUUCCUGCCUUCUCGAUCUUACCUUACAAAAGUGAUACGUAUACAUAUUGGUGGGACGGCUGAUGUUGUACUGUUAACCUUAAAUGACACGUGUGGUGAAUUACAUUCGCACUACAUUUGAUAUGUUUCAUGUGCGAUGGCUCUCUGUCUGUAAUCAGUUCAAGGUAUUAUUAAUAAUCAAGGUUUCCAAGAGUCCUUUGUAGCUUUUGUUUAAAAACCCCCACAUUGCAGCAUAUAUUCCUCACAGGUUGUGCCAUUGCCUGUACAGAACGACUCAAUCUUAAACACUUACCUCGAUGUAAAAGAUUUAUUGAAACUGACUGCUUGACCUGCAGAGUUUAUUCUUAUUCAGGUAGAUGGAGGUUAUUGUGAGUCUGUACAAGCCCUGUAUUCUGGUAAUGCAUGCGCUGCACUUACCUUUUCAAUAUCUAAAGCACUUAACUAUCAGAGGGGGGGUAAUGCUAAACGGUGUACGUGCGUGUGUGUGCUCGCACCUGUAUGUAUGAGCUGUAUUUCUAUGAUUUCUAUGUGGUUGUGUGGAACAGGUUAGUUCUGCAAAUGAACAAAUAAAAAGGAUUUGAGGUAUAAUGCAAUGAUUUGUGUCAAGUGUGUCUCACUGUAAACUAACUGUAUGUAUUUAUGUCUUGGGGUUUUUUUUUCUUUCUAUUUUUCGUUUAGGACCUGUACCAAAUCAGUCAUCUUGCAGAUCAGGGGUUGUCAUAAGGAGUUCAAAGUUCACAUUUUUCCAUUCAGAAGUGAUUGUUUGUCAUGAUUUAGCAUUCCAAUCCCAAUGCAACAUGGUGACAUUUGAUACAGGACUGUUCCCUGACACUUUUAGUAGACCUUUGCUCCGUUUAUUGUGUUGUGUAUGUGUAGGCUGUGAAGUAUUCGGAAACUGCUGAA